GGCAGACGGCGGGAGGAAGGCUAGAGGAAGGAGGUGGAGUUAUUGCGGUGCGGCCCGCUGCUGGGAGGAGGGGGGCAGUACCCCUGCUAAACUAUUCCCCACCGUCAUGUCGCUGCCGCCGAAUAAGGCUUCCGAGCUGAAGCAAAUCAUUCACAACCAGCUGACCCAGGAUUUCUCAAAUGCUUCACAGACAAUGAAGUACUUGAAGUAUAGUCGCUGCUGUCAUAUAGGAAACUGCAGCAACCAAUUCGUCCACAGCAAGCCCCCAAAACAUCAAUCAGAGAAUAAGCUGGAGUGCUCCCUGCAUCUUGCUGGUACAGUGCCUGUGAUACACUUAGGAGAUGUGUAAGGAUAAUGAAGCAACGUCUGUCCUGGAAUGAAUGUCCAUGAAAAGAUCAGAGAAAUCUUAGCAGAGUCGGUCCGGGAAGAAUUAGCUGUUUCUUCACAAGCUUUGUCUGAGGCUGAUCUCAUUAAAGCAUUACAACGACGUGGCAUUGUAGACGACGUCAUGAAGGAACUUCAAUUUUUAACUGUCAAAGAAGGUACGUCCAGUUCAAAACCAGCCACACACUUUAUUGACAAGGAACCAGCGGAAUUAAGGAAAACAAGCAUCGAUCCCACCAGAAGAAACCUAUAUCUUCAGGUUUUGGGUGGUAAAGCUUUCCUGGAGCAUUUGCAGGAACCACAGCCAUUACCGGGACAAAUAUGCUCUACAUUUACGCUUUUCUUACAUUUCCGAAACCAGCGCUUCCGUUCCAAGCCUGUGCCGUGUGCCUGUGAGCCUGAUCUGCAGGAUGGGUUUCUGCUGGAAGUUCACAAAGACAGCUCAGGUGAUGGCAGUAAGAUGGCUGACGCAACGGCUUUAUUAUCAAUCUGUGAUCCUGUGCACAUGGUUCUUAUAAAGACAGAUACAUCUGGAGAAACAACCUUAAUGGCUUCGCACUACUUGGAAUGGCGAUCUUUGCUGAGUUCACCAGAUGGACAAAUGAACAUGUCUUUAGAGCUAUUGGGUGUAGGCACAGAGUGUAAAGUUCCCGUUGGAGUUUUAAACAUAAAACUUGAAAUAUAUCCCCGUCUGGUGCAGCCACUAAGCCAAGAAAUAGUAGAUACUCAGCUGGCUUUAGAGCGUCAAAAGACUGCAGAAAAGGAACGCUUAUACCUUGUAUAUGCCAAGCAAUGGUGGAGAGAAUAUCUUCAGAUCAGACCUUCACACAACACAAGACUUGUGAAGAUAUUUGCACAGGAUGAGAAUAGUGUGAACCGUCCAGUUUGCUCCUAUGUAAGACCUUUGCGAGCUGGGAGGCUUCUGGACGCACCCAGGCAGGCAGCCCGAUUUGUCAAUGUUCUAGGUUAUGAAAGAGCGACAGCGGUUGGAGGUGGAUCCAAGCAGGAGCAGUGGUGCACUCUGCUGCCUUUUCUCUGCAGAGGCAAGGGAGACUGUGAGGAUCAUGCCAACUUGCUGUGCAGUUUGCUGCUGGGUUUUGGAUUGGAUGCCUAUGUGUGCGUUGGAACAAAGGCAAAAAGGAUCCCCCACACUUGGGUGAUGACUUAUGGAACUGAUGGAGCUGUCGUUUUCUGGGAGAGCUUAACUGGACACAGAUAUGUUCACAGGCCUGUUAAUCCUGAUGACCCACCACUAGUGGAACAGCCAAAAAGAGCCUAUCCUUAUUGUUCCAUAGGCUGCCUCUUCAAUCACCAGAACUUCCAUGCUAAUUGUCAGCCAUCUGACAUAGUUGAACUGUGUCACUUUGACCUAAAUGAUGAAUCAAAGUGGAAAUCCAUGAGUGCUGAGGCCAUAAAAUCUGUGUGUGCUCCCGGGUCGUCUGUUUCCUUGCCACCAUUUCCACCUUUAUGUGCUCCUGUGAUUGAUGGUGCAGCUGCGAGCAAUGAGAUUGAGUUGGUUUUAAGGAGUCUAAUUUCUGAGCACAGGAAGGACCUCAGUCUGAACACUGUGUGGGAUGACCAUCUGUCUUACCUGCUGUCACCAGCACUUGCUGCGUAUGAGAUUGAACGCACAACUGGAGUGUCAGCAGGCAAUGAGGAGUUCCAGGAUGCUAUAAAGAGAGCAGUGCCUGAUGGACAUACUUUCAAAGGCUUCCCUAUUCACUUUGUGCAUCGAAAUCCUAGGAGAGCAUUCGCAACCUGUUUAAGGUCUCCUUUCUGUGAGGAAAUAAUUUGCUGUCGAGGGGACCAGGUCCGCCUGGCCGUCCGUGUGAGAGUGUAUCCAUACCCUGAGUCCGCCUGUGCAGUCUGGAUUAUGUUUGCAUGCAAAUACCGUUCAGUUCUGUGAUGCAUCCGAGUUUAUAAAUGACGCUGCUUUCACAUUUGUGGACCCCAGUAAUAGAUUGGUUUCUUGUUGCUGCUCCCCAAAGAUCUUCCUGCAGGAUAGUGCCUUUUCAGACCAGGCCAAUAUUCCAAGAACCUGAUGCAUUGUAGACAAAUUGUACAUCUUUCUUGUAAUAUGUGUUUGAGAUUGUGUAUUUAUUGAAAAAUAACCUAUGGAGAUUGUAUAAAAAUGAUUUUUUACAAAAUGUAUAAAAUACCUUACAAUGAAGCUGACUUUAUAUAAAGAUCAUUGAUGUUUUA
Molecule: messenger RNA, 2586 nt
Organism: Carcharodon carcharias (great white shark)
Lineage: Eukaryota; Metazoa; Chordata; Chondrichthyes; Lamniformes; Lamnidae
Gene: cep76
Product: centrosomal protein 76
Exons: 14
Coding region: 377-2290 (637 amino acids)
Source: RefSeq, a predicted model, not a curated record